This is a messenger RNA of Drosophila takahashii, 1076 nucleotides long. It is a transcript of the gene Mtr3, whose product is annotated as exosome complex exonuclease Mtr3. NCBI's taxonomy places the organism in Eukaryota, Metazoa, Arthropoda, Insecta, Diptera, Drosophilidae. Gene Ontology annotation, biological process: rRNA catabolic process; nuclear mRNA surveillance; U4 snRNA 3'-end processing. The record is from RefSeq and is a predicted model, not a curated record. Gene Ontology annotation, cellular component: nuclear exosome (RNase complex); nucleolus; cytoplasmic exosome (RNase complex).
CCCACAUGUGAAUUUAGUUUGUUGUUGAUUAGUUUGUUUUUGAUUCAAUUUAAAAGGGCAGUCAAAUAUAAUGUUAAGGGUGACCCAGACCAAAAACAGCCUGCUCGAUGGGGCCUCCAUUGAGGAGGAGCUCUACACAACGCCGCAGGACGGCGAGGAUUUCUUCGAGAGCCUAGAAAAGCCGGCGAAGGAACCCACCAAACUGGAACCCAGAAACACCUUCAUUCGCGCCGGCGUCCUGACCACCGUGAGGGGCUCCGCGUACAUGGAGUACGGAAACACCAAGGUCCUGGCCAUUGUGGCCCCGCCAAAGGAGCUAAUCCGCGCCAGCGCCCGUCGGAUGAACAUGGGCGUGCUCAAUUGCUAUGUGAACUUUGCCGCCUUUGCCACGGGGGAUCUGGAGACGGUGCCGGAGCGGGAGCGCCACCUGGGCAGCAUGCUGACCAAGGCAAUGGAGCCGGUUGUCUGCCGGACGGAGUUCCUCAACUUCCAGCUGGACAUACGGGUGCUCAUUCUGGACGACGAUGGCUGCCUGCUCAGCACGGCCAUCAAUUGCUGCGGCGUAGCGUUGGUGGAGUGCGGCAUAUCCACCUACGACUUGAUUACAGCCUCAACGGCCUGCAUCUAUCGGGAUCACGUCUUUCUCAAUCCCAGCGCCAAGGUGGAGCAGCUGCUGCUAAAGCGUCGCAGCAACAGCAACAACGUAUCGUCCAUCCAGGAGCACGGUCUGAUUAUCACCGCCAGCAUGGACACCUUCGAACAGAUUGCCCAGUGCCAGCAGUGCGGAUACUUGAGUCCCGACACCUACGUCAAGCUGCUCGACUACACGCUGGCCAUCAACAAGUCGCUGCGACAACUGGUCAGAGGCGUCCUGACCAAGCGGGUCAAGGAGCAGCACGAACUGGAUCUGCGCGAGAAGGCCGAGAGCGCUCUGGAGGAUCAGCGGUUGGGGGAAAUCAUCGAUAAGCUGAAGACGCAAGGUCUGGACGAGUUUAUACAGUCCAAUAUCAAGGAAGAUCCUUACGUUAAGAGGCAGUAAUUGGUCAGAAAUAAACCAUCUUUAAGAAAAUAUUGAA